This is a messenger RNA of Rubroshorea leprosula, 1593 nucleotides long. Lineage: Eukaryota; Viridiplantae; Streptophyta; Magnoliopsida; Malvales; Dipterocarpaceae. The record is from the annotation of a GenBank genome assembly.
CUUUUUUCCUACCAGCCACGCCCAAAAUUUUCUGCUCUUUCUUUACAACGAAGCAGUGGUAUCAAUAACCGAAUAAAAGAAUUUAUCGAUAUGCAUUUGUGCCAUUCUGGGAUUACUUCUUCCUGGCGUCCUAGCAGUUUUUGCUCUGAGAAUUUGCCAUCUAAAACCCCAAUAAGAGCCCAACCCGAGUGUCAAAAAACAACAUGAUUAUAGCACUUUGCUUGUGAAACUCUCUUUUGUUUCUCACUGGUUAUCCAAUUCAAGGCCUCAUUGAUUUCCCAGAAGACAAUAAAGAGGGCCAGGAAUGUUGUGCAAAUCUUUUGACCUAUAGAACCACAGCCAUCACUGAUUGUGUAUUUGUUGUGUUGGUCUUCUGGGGUUUGAUUUAGAUGACAAGUUAGGUGUCAAUAUGACCCAGAGAAUCCUAGGUACAGAAGAACAACAAGAAGAAGAUUACAGACAAGAAGGCCAUGGAUGAGGUCCCAGGCUCCAUUGGCACCACUUUCGGAUUGUCCCUGAGAUUGUUGGAGACAAUAUUUUCCACUGCGUCUCUUCUCUCCAUGUCUUUUGGUGUUGAGUUCUACAGCUAUACUGCUUUCUGGUACAUCUCAUCUUCUGUUUCUUAUCCAUUCUUUCUCUGAUGUGACUUUGGAGAAUUCAAUUUCAUCUGUACGGUUCUGAAUCAUCUACCUUUCCUUUUCUUCAGCAUAACUCUUUGCUUCAAUUUUAGCAUUCUGGUUAAUAUUUCAGCUACUUAGUAACAACCAUGGGCUUGGUUAUUCCAUGGAGUUUCACUUUGGCACUGGUGGAUGGUUAUUCUGUUGUAAUCAAAUGCCCUGUUCGUCAGCCUGGAAUAUUGGUGAUAAUUGCUGCAGGAGAUUGGGUAUAUAAUAGAAAAAAAAUUCAUCAACUCAUUUCAGACUAGAUGUUAUACAUUGUGAAUAGAUUUAUCAGAUUACAUGAUGUUAAAUGACAGGUUUUAUCAGUUCUCACACUGGCUGCAGCAUCCUCGACAGCUAGUGUUGUGGAUCUCCUCCACUCAGACAAGUCCGCCUGCCCUUCCAAGUUUUGCAGUAGAUAUCAACUUUCUGCAACUAUGGCUUUCUUGACUUGGUUUCUGUCUUUGGCUUCAGCUCUUUUCAAUCUCUGGCUACUUCCCUCUUUAUGAUUCUCAUUUCCUUACGUAUUUAUUAUCUGCAGAUAUUGAUUGUCUAGUUAGAAAAUUAUUCAGAUAGUUUUCUUGUUUCUUGAAGCUAGACCAGCGUAUUGUUUGUAGAUGUAUAAACAAAGAAAACAUUUUGUACAUUGUAAAGAGAGUAUAUCUUAGGCAUUGUGGGUGACUGAUCAUGGUCAUGGAGGGAAGCUCAUGGUGUCAGUUGCCGGAGAGAAAGCAAGGUCAGAUUCUCUGAAUUGAAACCAUUCACAGAUAUCGAAUUUUUCCUUCCCAGAGACAGCCUGUUCAUGACAUAGUAAGGGAUAAGUAUCAAUCUAGCAGUAUAGCUUCACCGGACAGAAUGUUUUGUACCAAAAGGAAACAGAACAGAACAGAUGUAAUUCAUUACACAAUCAAAAGAUUAAAUCUAUGUUCAAUUU